AUGUAGGAGGAAAUAAUUUAAAUAGGAAAAAAUAAUGGAAGAAGGAUAAGCUUUGGUAACAACCCUAUUCAAAGCGAGAGAUAGGAGAAAGCAGACAUAGUUUUGACUCAUUAGACCAAUAUGAUAAAUAUAACUUACAAUGAAGAAUUUCCUAUUUAAGAAAAGGAGUUUUGGCUUUAAGGUGAAGAGGAUGAAGAUGAUGAAGCAGAUUACAAUUAAGUAUAAAAUUAGGCUGAAAUUUAAAAAAAGGGAGAAAAGAACUAGCUUAUUUUACAUUCAGAUCAAAAUUUAGCAGAGAUUCAACAAAUAGGAAAAAAAGAGUUCUAAUCUAACAAUCAAAACAAUAAAUGCGAAAAAAAUGAAGAUGAUGAGUUAUCCGAAAAAAUAUAAGUGCCAUUGAUAAUUUUAAAAAACCAUUCAAAGAAUAGUUAAGCAAAGAAUUAAAAACCUAUUUUAUCGACUCAAGCAAACAUAUCGUAGUAUGCUACAAACAAUUUAUUGAGCAGUCCAUCACUGAAACCUUAGUUUGAGUAUUAGUUUGCUACUUCAAUAGAUGACACAAAAACUCCUUAAAAUAAUAAAAGCAAUCGCAAGAAAUAUUAAAAUUAAAGUGGAUUUGCGUUGAGAGAAUUAGCUGAAGAUGAAAUUGAUCUUUCUCCAAUAGGAGGAUAAAAUAAUAUGAAAUCUCCUAUGAAUGAUUUACAAAGCCCUAACAUGAGUAGAGAUUUGACACAAGAUUUUAAUUUGCUAAAGAUGCAAAAAAAAUAAAUGAAAAUUGAUGAUAGAUAUUCUUAGUAGCAAUUUGAAUGGUAAUAACCUUAGGAUUAAGGAGAAUAGUAAAUGAACUCAGCUAAAAACCCAGAAAAUAAUGUUCAAAGCAAUAAUAACAAUAACGAGUGA
Messenger RNA from Tetrahymena thermophila SB210, 900 nucleotides. RefSeq lists its product as hypothetical. NCBI's taxonomy places the organism in Eukaryota, Ciliophora, Oligohymenophorea, Hymenostomatida, Tetrahymenidae. The transcript has a single exon. The record is from RefSeq and is a predicted model, not a curated record.